This is a messenger RNA of Engraulis encrasicolus (European anchovy), 6896 nucleotides long. RefSeq names its product anoctamin 5a (gene ano5a). Gene Ontology annotation, biological process: chloride transmembrane transport. The record is from RefSeq and is a predicted model, not a curated record. The transcript is spliced from 20 exons. Bases 547 to 3204 code for a protein of 885 amino acids. NCBI's taxonomy places the organism in Eukaryota, Metazoa, Chordata, Actinopteri, Clupeiformes, Engraulidae. Gene Ontology annotation, molecular function: chloride channel activity; protein dimerization activity. Gene Ontology annotation, cellular component: plasma membrane.
UCAAAAUGGUCUUAAAACAUAGAAUCACAGAGAGGUUUUUCCUUCUGUGCGACCUCUAUGGCCGUUGAGCUGUGCCACUUUCCGAUGUCAUGAGAUUCAGUUACAGUACGGCAGGAUAGCAGCGGCAUCACUGCAUGCUGAGAGACCCUCUUCCUCGCUCUCCCUUGCAGCUCUCCCCCUCCCCUCCCCUCUUCCCCCUUCCUCUCCUGUCCCUCCCUCUUUAGUCCUCUCCUCUCUCUUCCUCUCUCCUCCUCUCCUCUGCCUCGGUGGUGUGUGUGUGUGUGUGUGUGCAGCACACAGAGCCAGGGCGUGUGCUGGCUCGCUGCUGAAGCCUGUGGUCAGUGGGGAACAGCUGCAUGUGUAUGUGUGUGUAUGUGUGUGCGCAGUAUGUAUCCUGGGGUUUUUGUGUGAGGGCCUCAGUUGAAGAGACGAAGUCUGUACGUAUGUGCGUUAGAAGAAGAAGAAGAGUGAAGUACAUGCGACUGCAGCUGAGAGCCUGAUGUAGCCACUGCAUCCCUGAGCGACAGAGAGAGACAAAGAAAGAGGAUGGAAUGGAUGAAUGGCAUGGAUGAGGAGGAGGAGGUGGAUAAGCAGCAGCAGAGCAAAGACUCUGUGUUCUUCAGGGAUGGCGUACGCCGCAUCGAUUUUGUCAUCUCCUACGUGGACGAGGAACACAAAGAUGCAGAGAAGAGGCUGGAGAGGAGAAAGGUGUAUGAGGCGAAGCUCCAAGAAUGUGGACUUGAGCUGGAGACAGAAGACAAAGCGGAGUCUGAGGACGGCAGGACGUGUUUCCUGAAGAUCCACGCCCCAUGGGAGGUGCUGGCCACCUACGCAGAGAUCCUCAAGAUCAAGGUGCCCUUCAAGGUCAAUGACAUCCCAGACCAUCGUGACAUCCCGUUGUCCUGGCUCUGCACCCCUUUCCGGCUGCCCACGCACAUCAUGCACCCCGAGCCCGACUACUUCACUUCCCCCUUCGACAAGAGCAAGGUGGACUUCUUCCUCAUCGACGACAAGGACACCUUCUUCCCCCCGUCCGUGCGCAACAGGAUCGUUUACUACAUCCUGUCGCGCUGUGCGUACCAGAACACGACCAGCCAACGCAACGACAAGAAGGGCAUCAAGAGGCUGCUGAACAACGGCACCUACACGGCAGCCUUCCCACUGCAUGACUGCAGGUAUUGGACGCAGUCUCGAGACCCUAACUGUGAAAACGAGAGGUACAGCCUCUAUCGAUACUGGGCUCAGUUCUUUCGCUUCUACAAACAGCAGCCACUCGACCGCAUCCGGAAGUACUACGGGGAGAAGAUUGGCAUCUACUUUGCAUGGCUGGGCUUCUACACGGAGAUGCUGUUCUACGCAGCGGUAGUGGGCCUCUUCUGCUUCAUCUAUGCCAUCACCACGUAUGACCAGAGUGUGUGGAGUAAGGAGAUCUGCAGUGAAGAAGUUGGGGGGCAGAUUGUCAUGUGUCCUUUAUGUGAUAAGAAGUGUGGGUACUGGAAGCUCAACUCCACAUGCAAGUCUACUUGGCAAUCUCACUUGUUUGACAACGUGGGGACGGUGUUCUUUGCUGUAUUCAUGGCGAUAUGGGUGACGCUGUUCCUGGAGCUGUGGAAGCGUCGUCAGGCGCGUCUUGAGUACGAGUGGGACCUGGUGGACUUUGAGGAGGAGCAGCAGCAGCUGCAGCUCAGGCCCGAGUACGAGAUCAAAUGCCAGAAGAGACGCCUCAACCGCAUCACACAGGAGAUGGAGCUGGUCCUGGACCGCUCGGCAGCAGAUGUGGUGGGCAAGCUGUGCAUAUGCUGGAGCACAGUGGUGCUGUGGAUAGCACUAAUCAUUGCCUCCAUCAUCGGGGUGAUCGCAUACCGGUUGGCGGUGUACGCCGCGUUCGCCAGUGCCAUGCGGGACUCCCCGACCAAUAAGAUCCAGCUGGUGGGCUCGGUCAUCACGCCGCAGCUGGCCACCUCCGUCACCGCCUCCUGCAUCAACUUCGUCAUCAUCAUGAUCCUCAACUUCUUCUACGAGCGCGUCGCCAUCUGGAUCACCGACCUGGAGAUCCCCAAGACCCAUCUCGAGUAUGAGAACAGGCUGACGGUGAAGAUGUUCUUCUUCCAGUUCGUCAACUACUACUCCUCCUGCUUCUAUGUGGCCUUCUUCAAGGGCAAGUUCGUGGGUUAUCCCGGCGACUACGCCUACAUGUUCAACAACAAGCUGAGCGGCCUGAGGAACGAGGAGUGUGACCCGGGUGGCUGUCUGAUCGAGCUGACUACCCAGCUGGUGAUCGUGAUGACAGGCAAGCAGGCGUGGGGGAAUAUCCAGGAGGCCCUGGUGCCGUGGAUGAAGAACUGGUGGGUGAGCAGGAGUGCCCGUAACCACCCUGAGAGCCUGUACAGCCGCUGGGAGCAGGACCACGACCUCCAGAACUUCAGCCAGCUAGGACUCUUCUACGAGUACCUGGAGAUGGUGAUCCAGUUUGGCUUCAUUACCCUGUUCGUGGCGUCCUUCCCGCUGGCUCCGCUGCUGGCGCUGCUCAACAACAUCCUGGAGGUGCGCGUGGACGCCUGGAAGCUCACCACCCAGUUCAGACGGCCCAUCGCCGCCAAGGCCCACAGCAUCGGAGCCUGGGAGGAGAUACUCCACAUGAUAGCUGUCUUCUCAGUCGUCACCAAUGCCUUCAUUGUGGCCUUCACAUCAGACAUGAUCCCGCGGCUGGUCUACCUGUACGCAUAUCACGACGGCGACUCGCCCACCAUGCAGGGCUACAUCAACAACAGCCUGUCUAUCUUCAACAUCAGCCAGAUCCCCAUAGACAACCAGCCCGAGCCCGGGGAGAACCCAGGCUGGUUCAACGCCUCAGACACCACCACCUGCAGGUACCGUGACUACCGCUACCCUCCUGGCCAUGAGAAGGAGUACCAUCACACCAUGCAGUUCUGGCACAUCAUCGCUGCCAAACUGGCUUUCAUCAUCAUCAUGGAGCACGUGGCGUUCCUGGUGAAGUUCUUUGUGGCGUGGCUGAUCCCGGAUGUGCCGUCGGACGUGAAGGCGCGCGUGCGUCGCGAGCGCUACUUGAUCCAGGAGUACCUGCAGAAGUACGAGCUGGCGAAGCUCAAGGAGCAGCUGUCCAUCAACAACGGAGCCUGCACCUGCCCCGAAGACACAGCCCCGCCCCCCACCGCAUGCACACCUGUGGACCCCCGGCUCUAGCCAAGGCUGACACACUCACACACAUACACACACACACACACACACACAUUUGCAACUUGCCUUUACCUGCUCCCCCUCCCUGCACUCCCGUGAACCCCUGACUUUAGCCAAGGCUGACACACACACAUAUACAAACACACACACACACACACACACACACACUUGCAGUGAAUACCAGAUAUGCCUGCCCAGCUACUCCCACUACGUUUUGAGUAACCAUGCCUCCCAUUUUCUUUCAUAACAGACGUCAGACGUCCCUCCCUCUCGCUCUCUCACACACACACACACACACACACACACACACACACACACACACACACACACACACACACACACACACACACACACACACACACACACACACACACACACACACACACACACACACACACGGCUGCUGCCAAAUGCCAGGACCAGUGUGUCUCCCUUAAAUACACCAAACCCCUUUCCCGCUGACCUGCAUCGUUGCCUGUCUGUAAAGCUGUGCUGCCCUGUGCCAGUGACCGCUGUGGACCCUGCUGAAGAUACACAUGGAAGCUGAAGCGCCUCCUGUGAUGUUAAUAUGCGUCUGAGCACCCCUCUCCCUCUGCCUCUCUAACCCUUGGCUGGGCUAACCGGCUGGCAUUCUGCUCACCAAGCUAGCAACUCAACUCAGGAUCACCAUUUAUCUGCAAGGGGAUGCUAUAGCACCCUGCCACCACCAGGGGGGAGCAGUCAGCUCCACUUCAAUGCCGCUGUUGAUUAUAUAUUGACAAAAAUGCAUGUCUGCACUGCACACGUGCACAUGCAUUAUUACACACACGCACGCACACACACACACACACACACACACACACACACACACUCACCUUUUCUGGUUCUUCUGCUGUCAUUAGUUGCCUUAUAUCCUUGUGUGACCCCCACUGUGUCACAUUGCCUUAACAUAAAUAUGAUGAUACAUUAGAUAUCAAGAUAAUAUCUACACUUGUGAUGCCACUAAUAAUGGGCAUGAGAAUGCUGAAGAAGGAAGGUACAAGAAUCCAAACAGCUCUGUUUUUAUUUCUUUUCCCCCCGCUGAUUGGCUUCUGGGCCCAAACAUAAAAAUCAUAGGAUAGAAAAUAGGACUUUUCUUAUUUCCAUUUUAGCAAUCCUCCCAUUUGGUUAAGUUUAUUGUAUGCCUACAUUACAUUUUCUGUCUUAUUUGUUUCGUUUGAAAGUUGUUCAGCAUGAAACUCUUCAAAGCUGAUGAUAUUUCUAGGUUAUGCGAGGAAAACAAAUCUGAUGUCACAUUUGUCAGAUCUGUCUACAGCCACUAAUAUUUACUUGUUUCCUUUCCCUUCUUUUGUACAGCAGCUCUCUGUGCUGUUGUUCAUCCUAAUCCACUAUAAUGCUCGACAGCGUAGAUAGGAGGAGAUAGAAGGUGGAGAGACAGUAUUCUCAUCUCACUAACGCUUUCCCUGAGUCCAGUAGCUUCCUUCCUGCAUGUACAUUCAGCACUUGUUAGCCAGAGAUGCUUCAGAUACUCAGCUCUUAUCAGCCUACCAAAGAUGACAGGCCGUUCUCACCUCCUCUUCCUCGUACAGUAUCUAGGUAACUGUCCCUGUACGGUAGAUACUAGCAUGCUGGUUGUGUGCUUGGAAAUACAACACUCAGUGAGUGUUGUCAUGCAGACAUAACAGAAGAAGACUUUUUUCUAAAAAAAAAAGUUUUACAAAGUGAACAAGUGAUCAUUUGUUAUCAUGGGAAAAUGUUUUUUGUUGACUUAAUUGAUAUUCUGUUUUAUGCUAUUUUUUAAUUAUUUUUUUAAAUGUCAGCUUUAGAAUCCUUUAAGAAAAAAAAAACGUUUCAUUGAAAGUUUGUAUGUGCCAUAAUAUGGCUUUGAUUCAGUAUUGUUUUAGUGUUUUACACCGUCAAGUUCAUUCGCUUAACAGUCACUGAAGUUUCUCAGAGACUACCUUUACUUCUGCAGAGGUUCAUUACAAAUGUGUGUACAAAACAUGGAGCUCACAUACAGUGUGCAUCCUCAAGACGUUUCCUCAGCGCUAGUUUCUGGACAAUUCACAUGUCUCUUUCCAGACUUCUAAGGGUUGAAAUGCGUUAUCCCACAGGACGUACAAAGACAAAACUCAAACUGUGCAUUUCAGAUAAAUGGGCCAGAAGCCAUAGAAAACUUCAUGUUAUUGCAUGCUUGGUUAUGUAAAAUGUAUGUAUGUAUUUCUUUAGAAAUGUCUGUCUUUACCUGCUUGUAAUAAUUGUCUGUGUCUGACUGUCUGUUCUGUCUGGUGUGUGGGUAAGAGACUGAGACAGAGAGGCUUGCGGCAAUCAAUCACUCCUUAAGCAUGCCUUGUUGCUUGCACCUUGAUUUGCCAAACCACUGGGCUUCACUCGCUGUCAGUCAGCGUCCUGAGUCCGUGUCUCCCUGUCUGUGUCUUGCCUCCGCCCUUGUCUCCUGCCUUGUUUUGCACACAGCACUUACAGAGAGAGCGUGGGGAUAUAUUCCAAGGAGGUGCUUCAGUAGCAAAGCAGGUUAACCGUCUGGAGGUGGUGGUAAAACAACUAUGGACCUGUAAACUGCAUUGUUUUCAAUAAAUGAUGCCUGUUGUAGGCAAUCUAUUAGCCAGUUUACCACUUUCUGCAGGUUAACGUAAGCCUGAAGAGCAGCCUUGAUAGCAUUGGUCAGUCAGAGAUGAGAGUUGUAGCUAGCACUUGUUCCACCACAAGAAGAGCUAUGUGUGCAUGCCAUGGACAAAUGGCAAUGUGUGCUAUGCAAGUAAUGAUGAUCUCUGAACCCUCUCUGGCGUGCCUGAUCAGAGACAGCAUAGCACUUGUUGGUGGGAGGAAAGCUACCCUGACUCAGCUGAUGAUGUUUUGAAGAGUAAUAAGCAACCUGGAUUCAUACGUUAUCCAGUGCCACAUAUUUCAAAUGACCUGGUUUACCUGUCCAAGUCAACCAGGUGAUUCACCCAAUUAACUCUUGAACAGCCAAUCGCCUGGUUGAAUUGGACAGGUAAAACCAGGUCAUUUGAAAUAUGUGACAUUGGACCAUAAACUAAUGAAUCCAGGUUGCCCAUAGUUGGUUUUGACUCACUACCCCUUUGCCACUUGAAACUUGAGGGUUAUAUCAUGGCAUUACAGCUUUAUAUCGGAGCCAACUAGCGUGUGAAGCUCCCGUGCCUGCUCACUACGUAGUGUGUUAGUUUUAUUAUGAUAGAAAAAAGGAAGAUGAAGGAUCUCUACUCUGCUGUCGUACAAUACGACUGAUAGGUCUAUGUUCUCAAAUAGUUCCUACUAUGAAGGGAAACUUGGCCAAGCCACUGUUGCUGUUGACAGUGUGUUUGCUGUUCUAAACUGUAUGCCUUGACUAAAUAGAUUAUACAAACCCUUUCAAUGCCUUAUCUUAGACUCUCCAUUGUUUUUUUUAUUAUUGUUAUUGUUAUUACUAUUAUUCAUGACAAUUCUUUACAGUUAUUUAAUUCCUUUAUCUUUAUUUUGGUUUUUAAUGGGUUUAAUGGCCCGUGAAGUGUUUAUUUUGUUCUUGUUUGUCAAAGAUUUAAAUGAAUCAGCAAGUCCUAGAAGAAUGGCCUUAUCCAAGUGAAGUUCUACAGUUCUAAGUUUUAUCUUUUUCUUCGGAUUGCACACAGCCUGUCGAAAAUUUCGCUGUAUUGUUUUGCUGUAUAAGUAUAAAUGGUGUAACAAAUAAAUAAACAAAUAUU